AUGUCCUCUUGCGAACAGAUCCCCUCUAUCACCAUCUGGGGAACUACCCAGAUCACCAGCACUUCCUCUUACUUUUCAACUUUCACCUCUCUUGUCCCUGGCGACGAGAUCACGCGUACUGCCACUUCCAUUGUCCCUGGCACUUGCGACGAUGGCGACGACUGUGCGUCCUCCACCAGUGUAGGAGUCAGCACGAUCACAAUGAUGAAGACCAGUGUUGGGAGUAGUGCAGUGGAGACACAGGUCGUAGACACAAGUAUCGUUCCCCAAAACACACUCUACUACCCUUGUUCAAAUACUUCUCAAGCGACUUCUCUGCCUGCUACUGCGAGUUCUGGCUCGUCUCAGCCUGCCGCUACCCAACAGGGCACGCAGAUGCAGGCAAGCACUACCGGUGCUUACCCCGUCACGAGCCCGCUCCCGUCGAGCAUCAUUGUCGAUGAUGGGUCAUCGACUGGUCAAUUUUCUUUGGGUUUAUCGCAAAGCAGCUCGAGCGCAACCCGAUCACUAUCCCAAGCUGUUUCGACGGCUUCUCACACGAUCACCAUGAGCGGCGCGUCUCCAUUUUCGACGGGUACACUAUCUGCGUCCUCCUCUCACUCUACAUCAUCGACAAGCGACGGUUUAUCGGACGCUUCGCGCCAUGAUGCUGCUUCUAGCGGCUCUUCUUCCAACCAUGGAGCUAUCAUUGGCGGCGUGGUUGGCGGGAUGCUGGCGUUGCUUUCACUGCUUGCCUUACUGCUUUGUUGCCUACGCCGAAGAAGAAAACGUUCAGAGCUUCCAAGCGAACAAAAAGACGAUGCUGGAGAUUACUGGGAAAGGAAAUUCAGAGCUCUGGAAGCCGGGGGAGGAAGUGGCAGCGUUGAGGGGGGCGCGGAGAAGGAUGAGUGGGAUCUCAAGUCUAGCAGGAAGCUACAUCUAACACUGGACCUGGCAUCCAAAGACAUCGAUAUUACCUCUGCCCGGCGCCAGUCUCGAUUGUCCACCAUCUCGUCAUUCUUUGUAUCUUCGCUCGGCGGUGCUGUUCCGUCACGUAUAUCCUUGAACGGUGGCCUCAACUUUUCUCGACCGCUCAGAAGACGCCCAGCCUCGUCAGAGGCGGAUGGUGCCUCUGUCAAGUCUCACCCCAAGAGUCCAAAGAGUGUCAAGUCUUCCAAAACUCAGCGCUGGUCGGCUGGCUCUCGGCGUUCAGAAAAGUCAGGCAACAGGCUUUCCGCUUUCGUCCUGCCGAGUAUGCAAGAAGAGGGCGAAAUUGUUGAAGAGGACAAACAGCCUCCCACUUCUACUGAAUCUGAAGAGAAGAGAGUGAUGGAGUGGAUCCGGCAAUCGCAGUUUGAGGACGAGCGAGACAGUUUGCCACGCUACAUGGAUAAUGAGAUGAGCCGUGGGGAGUAUGGCAGACACGACACCGUCAGAGGGGGCCCUCCCCCACCCAGCAGACCACCUCCUGCCCGACUAUCUCGUAAAUCACCCCCGGCAGCCUUGCCCAUAACGUCUCCUUCAUCUUCCCAAAACGCCAAGUCUUCAUCAGAAGAACAUUCCAAAUCUCCUUACCCCUCACAUCCCGGCACGAGCACUGCUAGAACCCUCUACCCAUUCUACUUGCCGAUACCCUCCCAGAGCAAGGUAGCUCUCUCUCCAAACCAGUCUGCGCUGAGCUCCCCAGCUAUUUCUCCAUCAACUUCCUCGGAAGAGGAGGGGCCAGCCAGUAGGCAUUAUCACGGGACUGUUGGCAAGCAUGUACCUCAGCUCCAUCUCAAUGCCGAAGCUAUCGCCUCCAGGCUGUGGGUCGGUGAUGAUUUGUUGGCGAGGUAUGAGGACUUCGAGAGCCACAAUUCGGACAAGGAUGGGAAUGGGCAAGUGGCGGCGCUAGCAGCUACUGUUGAUUCUCCUUAUGGGGGAAUAACGGAGGGAGGAGAAGCACUCACAGGCUCGGUGUCUCCGAGUGGUCCAUCACGCUCUCCACCCAUGUCACCCAUCACACCCCAAACAGCCAAUUCCAUCGCUUCCUCGAUGGAUGAUGUCUCUCUGGCAACAAUUACAACGGCAGAGAGAUCAGCGUUAACGCCACAGCUCCCUGUGUUGGCACUCAGAUCGUCUGUGGUUAGCUCUUGGGGGAUGGGAUUCAUGGGGGACGAAGAAAGGAUGAGGACGAUAUACUGGCAGAGCGGUGAGGGCCAUUAG
Molecule: messenger RNA, 2184 nt
Organism: Cryptococcus amylolentus CBS 6039
Lineage: Eukaryota; Fungi; Basidiomycota; Tremellomycetes; Tremellales; Cryptococcaceae
Exons: 2
Coding region: 1-2184 (727 amino acids)
Source: RefSeq, a predicted model, not a curated record